AUUAAACCCAAAAAAUCAUCUCUCCUUCGUCCUCCGUCUCUUCUCGAACUCCUCCCUCUCCAGAACCAGAAACCCUAGAAACCUCAAUUCGAGCUGGUACUCAAUAAGUUCCGUUUCGCUUAAAUCAUAGAGAAACUAAAGAGAUGGGUGAGGACGAUCUUGACGACGGAUAGCUGGUGAGCUUGCGAUGGCUUGAUGUGAGGGGUGCUUGCGAGGACGCUUGCGGCGACGAAGCUCGUUCCGCCAGAGGCCGAGAAUUAGCUCCGGGUGGGCAGCUUGUUUGCCCUCUCUGUCGAACGAAGGUUCUCCGUCAUGUUCAUCUACGACCUUUUAGUCUACGGCAGGACAAUCACAUGAUUGUAUAUGACUUCACUAGCAGAUAUUAUUACUUGGUCACCCAGGCAGAUAUGGAUUGGAAAGAAGAUUUGAUUUCUUUACAUUGUUGAGGUGGAAGAGGAUAUGCAGCUGUGAUUUUCCUGAAGCGUUGCUUUGGUUUGAGAUGUCUCUUGUGCAUGUCAAACAUGUUGACCAACCAUGUAUGGGUGUUUUGUGAGUUCCUUUGAAGGGGGAUUGUGUGAUUAAGCUUAUGAUUUCUAUAGAGGCCUAAUUAAUGUUGUUUUUCUGUUCAAGAAAAAGAACUUUAUAGAGUUUUUUUUGAAGAUUUUUUUUCUUGUUUUAUACAAUUGUUGAUGGUCCUGAAGAUUGCUUGGGCUGAGAGAGUUCUCAUGCAGUGGGAGGGACUCAACUCAACAAAUUAGUGAAGGCCUUGUUGCACUAGUUCAGGACUAAAAUGUCUGGUUGUCUGCUAGCAAGGCAUGUAACUUCUUGUUUGCUGCUAUUAUCUUGUGUGGUUAUGGCGUGGCCUUGAUAUAUAUGGUCUCGCCUUGGGAACUUGUCCAAGUGAUGUUACACUAAAUGGAGAGAAAUCUGGGAAAAGGUAUGACAGAACAACAGAAAAACCAUGACCAAGUUCGGUACAAUACUGUUGAAACUAGAAAUGAGGGACUUGGGUCUGCAAAUCAAAAGUUUCUCCAUGAUCCAUCAAAUACCAUUAAUAGUAACAUGAGGCCGCCAGAUUUUAAUAUGCCAGUUGGAACUAGACCUGUGCUGAAUUAUUCCAUUCAGACUGGUGAGGAAUUUGCUCUUGAAUUUAUGCGGGAAAGGGUGAAUCCUAGGCAGCACUUUGUCGCAAAUGCUUCUGGUGAUUCUGCUGGUGCAAUUGGCUACAUGGAUCUGAAGGGUAUCCUAGGAAUUUCUCAUACAGAGUCAGAAAGCAGUUCAGAUAUCUCUAUGCUUACGUCAGUAGACAGAAACCGUGUCCAGGAGUUUGAGAGAAAGGGCACUCCUGUAAAUGAAGACAAAGGCUUGUAUGAGUCCGUGAGAUCAGUACCACGUACUUCAUCAAGAAAUGAUUCUAAUCGAGGACCUCAUUCUUAUACCUCUUCAAGAGCUUCUGAAAGUUCCUCAACGAAGGUGAAAUUCCUCUGCAGUUUUGGUGGUAAAGUUCUGCCUCGUCCUAGUGAUGGAAAGCUUAGAUAUGUUGGAGGUGAAACACGUAUUAUUCGGUUGAGCAGGAAUAUAUCUUGGCAGGAUCUUAUGCAGAAAACAUCAACAAUUUAUAGUCAAACUUAUACAAUAAAAUAUCAGCUUCCUGGUGAAGAUCUUGAUGCAUUGGUUUCUGUUUCAUGUGAUGAGGAUCUACAAAACAUGAUGGAGGAAUGCAGCGGACUGGAAGAUGGUGGAUCCCAGAAACUUAGGAUGUUUCUUUUUUCCAAUAGUGAGAUGGAUGACUCUCAGUUUGGUAUGGGUAGCAUUGAGGGUGAUUCUGAGAUUCAGUAUGUGGUUGCUGUGAAUGGAAUGGACAUAGGAUCUAGAAAGGAUUCAAUUGGUUUGGCAAGUACAUCAGAAAACAAUUUGGAUGAGUUACUCAGUCUUAAUGUUGGAAGGGAGAGUAGUCAAGUUGCAGCAGAAUUGGCUGGGGCUAGCAUUGCACCUGUGAUGGUGAAUGUGCCUUCAUCAACAAUCCAGUCAACACAACCAGUGCUGCAAAGUUUGUCUAAUUAUGCACCUGCAGGUGAAAAUGUAGUUCAGAUGCUGCUCCAUGGGAAUCUGACUCGCGAGGGAGCUUUGGCUGAAGAGCAGCGAUAUGGUGGUUUGCAUGAUAUUGAAACUGUGGAGGCAAACUUGAAGAGGAAUAGCUCAGCACAAAAAUUGAAUGAAUCUGAAAUUCGUUCUCUGGACAAGGAAUUGUCAGCAAAGGAGUCUAAAAUGAAAAGAGAUGCCUCGGUCCAUGAAAUGAAAGAACCUGAAGCCAUUCGAUCUUCAGAAAAAGAGUUCACUGUAACUCCACAUCCAGUAGAGGUGUCAUUUGCCAAUUCUACAGCAGACAUGGGGGCAACUUUGUUUCCUUUUAAAAAUAAUAAAAGGCAUCAGGAACCAGUGCAGACUUCAAUGCCUCCUGAAACUUUAACUGAAGGAAAAAUGAAUAAGUUUAACAACGAUGAUCAUUCUCACACAUCUGGCGGAGCACUUAUUCCAGGAUAUGGUGGCUGCGAGGCUGACUUGGCUGACUUUAGCCACCUUGAACCAGCAGUGAUACCUCAGCGGGUUUUUCGUUCAGAGAGAAUUCCCAGGGAGCAGGCAGAACUAAACCGUUUGUCAAAAUCUGAUGAUUCCUUUGAUCCUCAGUUUUUUAUAACACAUGCACGCCCUGAUAUUUCUCAACCUAUUACAGAAUCAGUUGACAGAUUCCAUGAUGGAAAUGUCUCUUUGCAGACUGAGCAAGCAAAGCUGCUGAAAACAAAUCCUCCUACUGUUGAAGAUGGGUUGGCACCAUUUGACAAGUAUAAAGAAUUAGCUGGAAAUAUUUCUGAUGAAGGUUCUGAGUUGAAGUUACAGAAUUCUGCCGUGAAGCACGCUGUACUUCCUCCUGUGGAUGGGCAUGGCGUUAGCCAGUUCAAAGAGAGUUACAAUGAUCUUCCUAUUAAUGAUAAAGCAGCUGCUGCAGUAAAUCAUCCAAUGGUAAGUAAAGGUACUUCCGGUAAGGACCAGGAUGAUUCUGCUUCUAGGCAACAAGAGGUUAAUUGGGUUGAGAUAGCUGCCAACAAGAACAGUGGUAAUAACAGUAAGGGGCAUGCACAGACUUUGGCUUGGACAGAGAAUCCAGUCAGGGCAGCUCCUCAAGGGGAGUCCUCUGUUGGUGUUGGCACUCCUGGGCAGGGAGAUAUUCUUAUUGAUAUAAAUGAUCGCUUUCCUCGUGAUUUUCUGUCUGAUAUAUUCUCCCAGGCAAGAAUCUCUGGGGAUCUCUCUGCAAUUGGUCCAUUGACUGGCGAUGGGACUGGAUUGAGUUUGAAUAUGGAGAAUCAUGAGCCGAAGCAUUGGUCUUUUUUCCAAAAGUUGGCCCAGGAUAUUAGAAAAGAUGUUUCCCUUAUAGACCAGGAUCCUGCUGGCUUCUCAUCUCCGCUUGCUAAUAUUGAAGAAGAGGCUCCUCUAUACAGUUUUACACCUUUAAAAACUGAUGGUCAUAUGGAUUCCCAUAUAAAUUUUGAUGAGAACAUUCACCGAGAGACCUCCACUAAUGUUCAACCUAACACCAUGGAUUUGCAUUCAGAUUCACAAAUCAAUGGCAAUGAAAGUGUGCAGUUCAAUGUUACAGUGAAAGCAAGAGCACCAGAAUCGGAGUAUGAGGAAGGGAACCUAAUGAUACAAAAUCCUGGUGCACCUCUUGUGGAUCUUUCCCUGGGAGAUUUUGACAUUAGCACCUUGCAGAUCAUUAAGAAUGAAGAUCUUGAAGAGCUGAAGGAGCUUGGUUCUGGCACAUUUGGCACUGUCUAUCAUGGGAAAUGGAGGGGAACUGAUGUUGCCAUUAAGCGGAUAAAGAAUAGCUGUUUCACGGGCCGUUCAUCUGAGCAGGAGAGAUUGACAGUGGAGUUCUGGCGCGAAGCUGAAAUACUCUCAAAACUUCACCACCCCAAUGUGGUAGCAUUUUAUGGUGUAGUGCAGGAUGGACCAGGGGGAACACUAGCCACAGUGACAGAAUUCAUGGUGAAUGGUUCUCUUAGGCGUGUUUUGCUUUGUAAAGAUAGGCACCUUGAUCGUCGCAAGCGGCUCAUAAUUGCAAUGGAUGCAGCUUUUGGAAUGGAAUAUUUGCAUUCUAAGAAUAUUGUGCAUUUCGAUUUAAAAUGUGACAAUUUGCUUGUGAACUUGAAGGAUCCUUUGCGGCCCAUUUGCAAGGUUGGUGAUUUUGGUUUAUCAAAAAUCAAAAGAAACACUUUAGUUACUGGUGGUGUAAGGGGAACCCUCCCAUGGAUGGCUCCAGAGCUAUUGAAUGGUAGCAGUAGCAAGGUUUCUGAAAAGGUUGAUGUGUUCUCCUUUGGUAUUGUCUUAUGGGAGAUUCUCACUGGUGAGGAGCCUUAUGCUAAUAUGCAUUAUGGAGCAAUCAUAGGCUUCUGCGACCCUGAAUGGAGAUUGUUAAUGGAGCAAUGUUGGGCCCCUGAUCCCGUGGCUCGACCUUCAUUUACAGAAAUUGCUAGACGCUUGCGUGUGAUGUCUGCAGCUAGCCAAUCUAAGCCACCGGGCUAUCAGGCACAAAACCAGGUAUCAAAGUAAUUGUGCUUGAUGCCUCCUGUCUACCCCCCCUCCCCUUUUUUUUUUUUCAUUAAGAAAAAAAAAAAUAUAAAUUCCUAUCAUACAUUGUGUUGAGAGGAAAGCAGUCCUUUGUUUGCACUGUAAAUUUUAGAGUGUAUUGUAUGCGUGGGGAGAAUGGGCUCCCAUCGAGUGUGCGAGAUAAUAGGUGGUUUUCAAAAUUACCACCGGACUCUGUUUUGUGCAAAUUUGAAGAAAUUAUAGUUAUAUAAUUAUAUGUAAAGCUAUUAUUUGUACCAA
Malania oleifera is the source of this 4884-nucleotide messenger RNA. RefSeq lists its product as uncharacterized. Gene Ontology annotation, biological process: protein phosphorylation; signal transduction. Gene Ontology annotation, cellular component: cytoplasm. The transcript has 12 exons. Lineage: Eukaryota; Viridiplantae; Streptophyta; Magnoliopsida; Santalales; Ximeniaceae. The record is from RefSeq and is a predicted model, not a curated record. Bases 916 to 4608 code for a protein of 1230 amino acids. Gene Ontology annotation, molecular function: protein kinase activity; protein binding; ATP binding.